This is a messenger RNA of Sorghum bicolor (sorghum), 1072 nucleotides long. Its product is annotated as cell number regulator 10. The record is from RefSeq and is a predicted model, not a curated record. The transcript is spliced from 2 exons. Lineage: Eukaryota; Viridiplantae; Streptophyta; Magnoliopsida; Poales; Poaceae. Bases 190 to 666 code for a protein of 158 amino acids.
CGUCUUGCUCAUUCAUUCCCGGCAACGAACGGCGGCGAGCAGGCGAACCCAAACGCAACCGCAGCGAGCGAAGACAGCUACAGCGCUAGUAGAUUAGCCAAGAAACCGAGGAGUCGAUCGAUAGCACUGUCAAUCGUGCGAGUGCGAGCGCAGCGAUCGGAGAAAGCCGGCCAGCUCGACGUCGACGACAUGUAUCCGUCCAAGCCUAGCGAGCAGGCCGGGGCGGCGCCGGUGACCGGCAUCCCCGUCGGCGGCCCUGCCGCCGCCGCAUCCCAGUGGUCCUCCGGCCUCUUCGACUGCUUCGACGACUGCGGCCUCUGCUGCCUGACGUGCUGGUGCCCGUGCAUCACGUUCGGUCGCAUGGCGGAGAUCGUGGACCGCGGCGCGACGUCGUGCGGCACGGCGGGGGCGCUCUACACGCUGCUGGCCUACUUCACGGGGUGCCAGUGGAUCUACUCCUGCACGUACCGCGCCAAGAUGCGCGCCCAGUUCGGCCUCCCGGACACCCCCUGCUGCGACUGCUGCGUCCACUUCUGCUGCGAGCCGUGCGCGCUCUGCCAGCAGUACAAGGAGCUCAAGGCCCGCGGCUACGACCCCGUCCUCGGCUGGGACCAGCAGGGCGCCGCCGCCAUGCACCCGCCGGCAGCGCAAGGGAUGGGGCGCUGAGCUACCACUUCAAUGCCCGGCCGGCCGGCACCGCCGCCGCUCCAUGCAUGGAUUGGAUGCAUGGUAAAAUUUAAUUACGUGGGCAACUGCACUUGUUCUUUGUUUGUGGUGACGUGCGUGGAUUGUGAUCGAUGUGGUGAUGUCAGGACUGCAAAGCAUGCAUGUGUUCUUUCAGACAUGAGGAAAUGUGCAUGUAGAUUUCUACUCCAUCAGUACGGACUGUAAAUUUGAUCUUUACUGUAUUUCUUGGGUGCGUGCAUGCAUCAUAUGCAUGGUUUCGAAUAAAAUUUUUUAAAAAAGGGAGAUAUGUCCUCUUCUGUUUUUUUUUAUGGUGACGACGUGGAUUGUGAUAUGGCAAUGUCAGGAUUAAUUGGUACAACAAAGAAUGUUUCUUUCUUUCAGACCA